Onychostruthus taczanowskii (white-rumped snowfinch) is the source of this 1865-nucleotide messenger RNA. RefSeq names its product cingulin-like. NCBI's taxonomy places the organism in Eukaryota, Metazoa, Chordata, Aves, Passeriformes, Passeridae. The coding region runs from base 36 to 1493 and encodes 485 amino acids. The record is from RefSeq and is a predicted model, not a curated record. The transcript has 12 exons. Gene Ontology annotation, cellular component: myosin complex.
AAUCCAGCCUGGAGCAGGAGCGGGAAAAUUUGGGAAUGCAGCUGCGGAAUCUGCGUCGGGAGCUGGAGGAGAGCGCAGAGGAGACGGAGCAGUGGCGGGAAAUGUUCCAGAAAAACAAGGAAGAGCUCCGGAAUUCCAAGCAGGAGCUGCUGCAGGCGCGGCUGGAGCGGGAGGAGCUGGAGGAGGAGAUCCGGGAGCUCCGGGAGCGACUCCAGGCGGCGCGGGAGGAUCGGGAUCGAGCCCGGAGCGACCCCCAGGAGCUGGGAAAGCUCCGGAAGGAGCUCGAGCAGGCCCGGAAGGAUCUGGAAAAGCUCCGGGGGGAGCGAGAUGAGGCUGCUCAGGCCCAGAUUUCCCUGGAAUCAGCACUGGAGGUGUCGGAGGAGGCGCGGAAACUUCUGGAAUCGCAGCUGGAGGAAUCCAAGGAACAGCAGAAGAACGAGGAACAGCUCCGGGAGAAAGUGGCCGAAUUGGAGCUGGAGCAGAUGACAGCAGAAUCCCAGAGCUCCCUCGCCUCGCUCCGAUCCCAGCUGGAAGAAUUCCAGGAAAAAUCCCGCCGGGAACUCACGGAUUCCCAAAAAAUCGCCCAAGACCGCGAGGCAGAGGCAGAAAAAUUCCAACAGAACCUUGGGAAGCUCCAGGACGAGGUUUCCCGGCUGAAGGAGACGAUCCAGGAGAACCGGGAGGAGAAGGAUCGGAUCCUGCUGGACAAGGAGCUGCUGCUCCAGAAGCUCCAGGAGCUGGAGCAGGAGCUGGAAAAUCGGAAGCGAUCCCAGGAAGAGCGAGCCCGGCAUUCCAAGGCACUGGAGGAAAAAUCCAAACGUUUGGAAUUGGAGCUGGACGAGGAGCGGAGCUCGGUGGAGCUGCUGAGCGAGAGGGUGACCCGGAGCCGGGACCAGAUCGAGCAGCUGCGGGCGGAGCUGCUCCAGGAACGUUCGAGCCGCCAGGACCUGGAAUGUGACAAAUCCUCCCUGGAGCGCCAGAACAAGGAGCUGAAGAACCGGCUGGCAGCUUCCGAGGGGCAGCAGCGACCCGGGAACAGCCGGAAUUCCCAGCUGGAAUCGCAGCUGGAAGAGCUCCGGGAGCAGCUCCAGGCCGAGGAGAGGGAGAAGAGCGUCCUGCUCUCGUCCAACCGGAAGCUGGAGCGGAAAAUCAAGGAAUUGUCACUGCAGCUGGACGAGGAGCGGCAGAACAGCAGCAGCCACAGGGACCAGCUGAGCCUGCGGGUGAAGGCCCUGAAGCGCCAGGUGGACGAAUCCGAGGAGGAAAUCGAGCGCUUGGAAAACGCCCGGAAAAAAUCCCAGCGGGAGCUGGAGGAGCAGCAGGAGCUCAACGAGCAGCUCCAGCGGCGCCUGAAAUCCAUGGAAAAGGAGGCCUGGCGCCGCGCCGUGGACUCGGCGCUGCAGGACGAGCGGCUGAGCUCGGAUGAGGAGUUCGGAUCCGCGGCCAUCGCCUCCCUCCUGAGCGAGGCCAACCUGCAGGCCAGCUCCUGCUGAGGCCGGGAAUGCCGGGAAUGCCGGGAAUGCCGUCGUCAUCGUUGCCGUCAUCGUCAUCGUCAUCACCGUCUUCGUCGUCACCGGGAUUGGUUCCGGGAUUGGUUCCGGGAUUGGUUCCAACCUGGGAUCAGCCCCCUCCCGCUGAUUCCUGGGAAUUCCGGAGCUGGGAUCGAGUCUGGGAUCAGCCCCAGAAUUCCAGCCGGGAUCAGCCCCAGAAUUCCAGCUGGGAUCAGCCUGAGAAUUCCAGCCGGGAUCAGCCCCAGAAUUCCAGCCGGGAUCAGCCCCAGAAUUCCAGCUGGGAUCAGCUCCACAAUUCCAGCCGGGAUCAGCCCCAGAAUUCCAGCUGGGAUCCGCCCCAGAAUUCCAGCCGGG